Mya arenaria is the source of this 4743-nucleotide messenger RNA. RefSeq names its product aspartate aminotransferase, cytoplasmic-like. NCBI's taxonomy places the organism in Eukaryota, Metazoa, Mollusca, Bivalvia, Myida, Myidae. Gene Ontology annotation, molecular function: L-aspartate:2-oxoglutarate transaminase activity; pyridoxal phosphate binding. The record is from RefSeq and is a predicted model, not a curated record. The transcript is spliced from 9 exons. Bases 7 to 1296 code for a protein of 429 amino acids. Gene Ontology annotation, biological process: L-aspartate biosynthetic process. Gene Ontology annotation, cellular component: cytosol.
UGACCUAUGGGUGAUCACUUUACCGAUCACCAUCCGGCAUACGAGAAAAUGGCAUCAUCCGUAUUUCAAGAUGUGGAAAUGGCAUCCCCGAUCGAGGUUUUUGCCUUGAUUGCGGAAUAUAAUCAAGAUCCACACCAAGAUAAAGUGAACCUGAGUGUCGGUGCAUACAGAGGAAAUGAUGGCAAGCCGUGGGUGUUGCCGGUUGUGAGGACGGUAGAGGCCCAGAUGGCCAACGACCCGACACUGAACCAUGAAUACCUCCCUGUAGCUGGGCUACCAGAUUUCAGAACGGCUGCCUGCAAGAUGCUGCUAGGAGAGGAUGACCAGGGAAUUGUCCAGAACAGGGUAUGCGGGGUGCAGGCCCUGGGAGGGACGGGUGCCCUCAGGAUUGCAGCCGACUUCCUCAAGAAACAGAUGAAGUAUGACACAGUAUAUGUCUCCAAUCCUACCUGGGGUAACCACAAGGGUAUAUUCAAGAGUGUGGGCUUUUCAAACGUGAAGGAGUACCGGUACUGGAACCCGAAGAAUCUAGGCCUUGAUAUUGACGGCAUGCUGGAGGAUCUCAGGGGAGCUCCAGCAGGAUCAGUUGUUAUUCUUCACGCCGUUGCCCACAACCCGACCGGUGUUGACGCCACCGAAGCGCAGUGGAAGAUGAUCGCUGAUGUGUGCGCAGAGAAGAAACUCUUCCCUAUUCUUGACUGCGCCUACCAGGGUUUCACGUCGGGAGAUCUUGACAAGGAUGCGUGGUCCUGCAGAUACUUCUCUUCAAGAGGAUUUGAGUUCUUUAUAGCCCAGUCAUUCAGCAAAAACUUUGGGUUGUAUAACGAGCGUGUAGGUAACUUGUGUGUGAUAAGUACGACCUCGGAUGCCAUGGUGAAGGUUCGGUCGCAGAUGGAGAUAAUCGUGCGGACGACCUGGUCCAACCCCGCCAACCAUGGGGCCAGGAUUGUUGCUAGCGUCCUCAACAACCAACCACUUUGUGCCGAAUGGAAACAAAACAUCAAGACAAUGGCUGAUCGUAUACUGCUCAUGCGAGAUCAGCUGCACCAGAAGUUGAAGGCCAUUGGUUGUCCUGGUAACUGGGAUCAUAUCGUCCAGCAACGAGGAAUGUUCAGUUACACUGGACUCAAUGGACAGCAAUGUGAGCAAUUGAAGAAGCGUUUCCACAUCUACGCGAUGAAGUCUGGCCGUAUCAACAUGUGUGGACUGACCCCCUCUAACAUCGACUACGUUGCCAAGGCAAUCAACUCUGUGGUUACAGGGGCCGCUGACCAAGCACAGCAGAGCAGAAUAUAACAUUGUUGAUAGGGAACUAGAAAGAAUUCAUUUUUGUGAAGGACUUGAUGAUUUGUUUUCCGUUAAACAGCUUUCCGAAUUUGAGAAGAUUUAAUCUGAAAAUAAAUGAAUAUUAAAAAUGUAUGCACAUAUUUAAAUUUAUUAAGGAUAGAAAUGAUAAACUAAUUUGCUGAUAUCUAUUAAACCAGAUUGGUAAUUUUCUGUAUCCGGACUUGUCACAGUAGUUAGAGACAGACUUUUAUUGAUAUUUUUAGUUUUAAGCAUUUAGAAUACCGAAAUGUAUAUUUGUAACUGCUUUAAUCAUGUAUCGGAAUUCUGUUGUUUUUUUGUUGUUCCUUUUACCAGACUUGAUACAUGACUUUUUCAUGUGUUAAAAGGCAAAUUUGUUGUGAUACUUUUGGACAGUUUUAUUUAACAACUAAAAAAUAUAAAAAAAAUACUCAUUGAAAUAUGCUUCAAGCUUUGGAUCUAUUUUUCCAUUCCUUUUUGUCUGUAUUAGGCACUGUAUUUUGAUCGAAUGUAUUGUACAAACACUUCUUUUGGAUCAUAUGUGGCGAUAAGUAAGAGGGCCACCGCGGUGUGCGUGGAAGCGUGGGGCGUGAGCCUGCGUGGAGCUGCUGCGGGUGCAGAUCUUGGUAUUUUCAGUAAAAUAUUUGACUUGUAAUUUUAGUCAAACGGGUAUUAAUCUUUGCAUGUUCGACUCUAAUAUUCGUUUUAGUGUUCUAAAUUAUAUUCUGUCCAUAAAGAUGGCAAUAUUUUUCAGGUUAUCAGCAGGCAGCUGUAGCUGGUUUUUAACCAUGUACAUCAGCUGAUUUCUAGAGGCUGUGUCAGACAUAUAUGUCAUAUUUCUGAUGAUUUACCCUGGGGACCAUUCCGAUAUUUUGUGUCUUAAAAGCACUCAAAUAUCAGCCCAAGUAGACAAACUAUCUUUUCGAACACAUUUUGGAAAUAUGGCGGCACCUGGCCCAAAUUUCAGCUAAAUGAAAUAUGAUACCUAAGUUUGUUAUGCUUAACAUUAUAGAGAAAUGGCAGCCAGUUCUUACCCUGUUAAAUUUAACAAACAUCUUGACAUGAUUUGUCACACUUACUCAAUGUUGAACUAAAUAUCGAUCUGAGUAUUAUUUUUGUAAAAUCUUUGAUUAGAAAGUCCAUUAAUGUCUUAACAACUUCUUCAUGUGUUUUAGGGUGCUUUUACCAGCUUUUUUUGAGGUUGUGGUGAAACCAUCAUCUGACCCUCAUGUUGAGUUUCUUUUCUGAAUAUUUUAACAAACCAUUGAUUUAAUUAAUUCAAUGAAAAGAAAAUUGUCUCCGAAGUUCAUGCUUUAUCAUUGAAAUUCAAGAAGAAAGUCUGUAAUGUUUAAGCUCACCUGAACGCGAAGUGAUCAAACUGCCAACUGACUACGAAGUGGUCAUACCUAACCCAUGUGGUUGAAGGUGAUUUUUUGUGAUUGUCUUUUGUCCUUUGUCCAUUAUAUGUUUGUAUGAACACUAGCAUCCACAUUUCAGAUCCAAUCUUAUUUAACGUUGAACCUAAUGAAUAUGGCCACGGGAUCUCAGCCGAGAUUAUGGACACAAUCUGACCUGGAGGUCAAGAGUUAUCCCCCUUGGUUUAUCAGAAAAUGCCAAAACAUUGUUACCAAUCUAGUUGAAGUUGUUUAACAAGUGCCAAAUGCAUUUAUUAUAAGAAGGUUAUUGCAACUGAAUACAUUUUCAUGAUCUGGCAGGGUAGAUAAAAUAUAAAUACUCAGGGAUGUGAUUUGUCCGCGGAUUCGCGGAAUUCCGCGGAUCUAAUGGCCCCAGGCCCCCCCCCCCCCCCCAAUAAAAAAAUAAAUAAAUAUUUUUUUUUUUUUCGCUGAUUAAAAAGAUACUAGUGCACUUUUGGUUGUUAGUGUUGAUAUCCCAGUUUGCUUCAAAUUUAAAGUCAGAAGAACCCUCAAAAGAGCUUCUAAAAAGCCAGUUUUUCUUCUACAGCAGUGUGCUUUUGACCCCAAAAGUGCCCCAAGAACCCAUGGCCGAAAUGGUUUCAGCCCUCUAGCUGCCAGGUCAAUCACAUCCCUGAAUUACUAGGAACAAUAAUACUUAGUGUUGACAUGCAUGCCUCUGCCAAUGGAUCAGGGGUAGGAUUAAUAUUUAAUCAUUUAGAAAGCCUCUGACAAAAACAAACGCAGUUUCCAUUUAGUCAUUAAUUGAUUUUAUAAAGUCGGUUAUAUAGAAUUUUGCACAUGAGAGCUGGUUAUUUGAGGGGAAUUAAGUAUCAUACUAAGUAAUUAUUUUUGCUUCACUUAACAAUUAAUUCGGCAUUUCGGUCAGUCUUGUGUCUUUUUAAUGGUGAAGUGAAGCAUAAGUUAACAACAAGUAUUACCUUGGUAUUAUUGCUCCCAGGUAAAUAUAAUUAUUUAUUUUUUAUAUAUACAUACAUGUGUAUAUAUAUUUAUAUUUCUUUUGGUUAUAUUUUGUUCAUUAGAUGUUACCUUAAAUAUUACCUAUACAAGGUAUGCUUUUGUAACAUUUAUUUUGUAAAUUUUACUAAUUUUAUCUUGAAAAUUUGUUUUCAUACAAGUUUUUUUUGCAAAAAAUGCCAUGUCAAUAAUAAUCAGGUAAUAGCAGUCAGGGCUGAUUUUCAAUAAUGAGGUGUACAUAAGGUAUUAUAAAUUGUACAAAGACGUAAUGAUAAUAAAGCAAAAUAUGCUUAUUGCAAAUAAGUGCUCUAACUUUGUUAGAAGAUAUCUUACAGAAUGUGUUAAGGAUCUAGGUAUAUAAGCCCCAUCUGUCUAACGAUCGUAAGAUUUUGUAUGGUCACUUUAUCGAAUCGAUAGUUCUGUGUAGUAAUAAUACCUAUUGCCAAAGUAAUAGUUUUAUUUGUCAGUUCAAACCUAAUAUAUUAUAUUUGGCCAGUAAAACGUUCAAUUUUUUUUGUAUCACUGACAAUAUGCUGAAUUGAAAUUCUUGGUCUUAUGAACUUUUGUCAGACCUGCGCUGAUAAAAUGGCCCCAUAGUGUAUAUUUUCUACAAUUUUUACAACACAUCCAACUCGGACUAUGGGUAUUAAAUCUUGAAAAAUGUUGCUUUCACUUGCAAAGUAAAGUGAAUGAAUUCUGCUUAUACUUGUUUAUAAAGAAGUUUUAUACUGUUCUUAACACAUGUUGUUUCAGGAAAUUCACAUGUUAUCCAUUUCUGUUCUGUAGCGGGUAGAUAGUAUGCAAAAUACAGGUACCUAUUCUGUUUUCCACUCUCGUAUUAAUACAGGCAGUAUACAUAAGCCUACUUUCCGCAUAGUUUAGUGCACAUAUUUACACAGUAUCUUUUAGAUUCAUUGUUUUUACCCUGCUUGGUAUUAUUGUUAUAGAAUGUCAUUGAAAAUGAUAAUAGUGUGCUAUUUGUUCACCCCUGUUUUGAGAUCUAGUUUAAAUCAUCUUGUUGAUUUCUGAAUAAAAGUUCUAUGCAGUA